This is a messenger RNA of Zeugodacus cucurbitae (melon fly), 3005 nucleotides long. RefSeq names its product recombination repair protein 1 (gene Rrp1). Gene Ontology annotation, cellular component: nucleus. Gene Ontology annotation, molecular function: DNA-(apurinic or apyrimidinic site) endonuclease activity; double-stranded DNA 3'-5' DNA exonuclease activity; phosphoric diester hydrolase activity. The coding region runs from base 11 to 2386 and encodes 791 amino acids. The record is from RefSeq and is a predicted model, not a curated record. NCBI's taxonomy places the organism in Eukaryota, Metazoa, Arthropoda, Insecta, Diptera, Tephritidae. The transcript has 6 exons. Gene Ontology annotation, biological process: base-excision repair.
GACAUUUGUUAUGUCGUUUUGGUCGUUUUCGCGCCUCUUGUGCGGCAUUUUACAUACUCCUUUCGUGUAUAGUUCUAAAAGUGUCCGGCAAAUAUUUUUCACAUUGCAGGAAAGCAAAUUUGCCAGUUCAAAAUAUAAAACUAACUUCCAAGUAUAUAAUUUUGAACCAACAAAACUUGCGAAACGCCGCCAAGGAAAUUCUCCGCUAAUAAUUCCAUUGCGAUUAUUACGAAGUGAAGCAAAAAUGGCAAAGUUAGCUAAACCGGUUGGCGGACAAAAGUCAAUGGAUAAUGGUAAUGAGGAGGGUGUUGUAUCUUCGUCAAGCGGAUUUUUGAGUGGUGAUGAAGAAGCUGUAGUUACCACUAAGGGUAAAGGACGUGGUCGAAAACCCAAAAAGGAGGUAAUUAAAGACGUAGACACCACAUCGCCACAGAAGCCAGAAAAAACUGUAAAAUCUGUUGGCACCGGUAGAGGACGCAAAAAGGUGACAAAUGAAGAGCAAACAAAUGCUGAAAGUUCGUUGGAUAAUGAGGUUAAAGUGCAGAAAAAAGCAGCAACAGCUGCUAAAGGUCGUGGCAAGAAAGCUGCUGCAGCUGUCGCUACCGAGGACAUCGCACAAGCGGUGGAGAAUAUCACUGAAGAAGCCGCGGAGAGUUUGCCGCCAGUCAAGCGUGGACGGAAAGCAGCGACAGCCAAAACUGUUGCAACACUGAAUGAGAAUAAUGAAGUUGUUGAUGUAGUGUCAGCACCGAAAGGAAGAGGAAGAGCUAAAAAAGUUGCUGCUGUAACUCCUGUAAAUGAUGAGGAAUCCACAGAAGUGCCGCAAAUUGCUGAAGAGACCAGCAGUAAAUCAAAAAGGCAAAAAAAAUCGCCCAAAGGCAUUCCAAAAGAAGAAGAGAAAGAAAGUGACGAAGCUAUAGAGAUAGUGAAAGAGGAUAAAAAAAGAAAAACCACUAAGAGCACCAAAGUGAAAGCGGAACCAAUUGAACCAAUCGACGAACCCGAACCAAUUGUGGAAGUGAAGGCAACCAAGUCAAGAAGCAGGCAGCCAAAAGAAGAAGUUGAAUCAACCAAUGAACCCGUAGCAGAAGCCAUUGUGGAAGCAAAGAAAACCAAGCCAAGAGGCAGACAGCCUAAACAAGUGCAAAAAGAGGAAGUCGUUACAGAUUUGUUGGAAAAAUUAACUGAGAAACCGCCAAAAGGAAAAGCAGCUACUAAACGCAAAGCUACAAACAAGGAGCCAGUUGCAGACAAUUUAAUUGAAGAAGCAGAAGAAUUGCAAGUAGAGCCCGAAGAAGAGGAUUCUAAGCCCGCAGCUAAAAAAAUAGCCAAGAAAGAACCGAAAGAAAAGAAACCGGCAAAGGAAACAAAACCAAGAGCAAAAGCAGCUAAAGCACAGGAAAAGAACGAAGAAGUAGAAUUGGAAAAUGGUAUCACGGCAGAGGAAAAGAAACCCAAAGGUCGAAAGAGGGCAGCUGUCGCCGCUGACGAAGAUGAGGCCGAUGGAGCUAAGCCGACAAAAGCAAAGAAGGCGAAAGCGCCUUUAAUGAAUUCAACCGUCACUAAAUACAAUAAAGAAGAUUUUAUAUUACCACCAAACGAGGAUGGAGUAGAACGCUUCAAUUUGAAAAUCGCUAGUUGGAAUGUUGCUGGCUUGCGUUCAUGGUUAAAUAAAGAUGGCUUGCGCUAUUUGGAGUAUGAAUUACCAGACAUUUUUUGCUUGCAGGAAAUCAAAUGCACUAUAGAUCAACUGCCGGAGGAGGUUGCGCGCAUACCCGGCUAUCAUCCCUAUUGGCUUUGCAUGCCCGGUGGUUACGCUGGUGUGGCUAUAUAUUCGAAGAUUAUGCCCAUUAAUGUGGUAUAUGGCAUUGAUAAUGAGGAAUUUGAUGGCGCUGGUCGUAUGAUUACAGCAGAGUACGAGAAAUUUUUCUUAAUCAAUGUUUAUGUGCCGAAUUCGGGACGAAAGCUGGUCAAUUUGGAGGCACGUAUGCGCUGGGAGAAGCUCUUCCAAGAGUACGUAAAACGUUUGGAUGCCAUUAAGCCAGUUGUCAUUUGUGGUGAUAUGAACGUAUCGCAUCAGGCCAUUGAUUUGGCAAAUCCAAAAACCAAUACGCGUAGUGCCGGUUUCACACAGGAGGAACGCGACAAAAUGACUGAAUUACUGUCGCUCGGCUUUGUCGAUACAUUUAGGCACUUGUAUCCGGAGCGCAUAGGUGCUUACACAUAUUGGACAUACAUGGCGAACGCACGCUCACGAAAUGUUGGCUGGCGCUUGGAUUACUACAUUGUGUCGGAGCGUUUCACUAAGCGCGUGGUGGACAACUGUAUACGUGCGCAGGUGCUGGGCAGUGACCACUGUCCAAUUACACUAUUUUUGAAAAUUUAAAUUUAGAUCGUAAAUUCCUAAUUAUUUUUUGUAAUCGUUGAGUUAUUUGUCGACUUUCAUAUAUUUUAUAGCUAUUUGUGUGUGUUGUUGUACUCGUUUCUUGAUCGCAAAAUUUCACACCAUCCGUGCAUAUCAGGCAUACAUCAUUUUAUAUUACUUGAAUGUAAAAUCAAUCAUAUUAAAUUUAAUUUCGGUGAUUUUUAUUUAUUUUCAUGAAUCUGUAUCUCAAAUUAUGCAUUCCUGUCAUUAAAGUGGUUAGGUAUUCUCAAAUUGUGUAUACUCGCACAGCAGAAAAAAAUUCAUAAUAUAAAUCAUACCUAAAAUAUAUAAUAUAUGUAAUAAAUUUAAUUGACAAGAAAAUUGCGUUUUUGUGGAAAGUAAACUACUCUUUAAUCAGUGAAAAAUAUUAAAAAAUAAACAAUAAAAAAAAUAAUAUUUAUAAUCAGUUGAAUUCAAAUACUUCAUGGUCCACAAUGGCAGUAUGCAAGCAUGCAAGUGUCAAUGUCAGUUUAUAAUGCAUGAUUCUUUGCUAACUUAGCCGUCUCCACUUAAGGCGCAUUAACAAAGGCACCAGCGAAUAGAAUAUUCUUCUUAUUCCAAAUAGCGUAGAAGAACGGAC